Messenger RNA from Penicillium diatomitis, 1011 nucleotides. RefSeq names its product ribose-5-phosphate isomerase RKI1. The record is from RefSeq and is a predicted model, not a curated record. Lineage: Eukaryota; Fungi; Ascomycota; Eurotiomycetes; Eurotiales; Aspergillaceae. Gene Ontology annotation, biological process: D-ribose metabolic process; pentose-phosphate shunt, non-oxidative branch. The transcript is spliced from 2 exons. Gene Ontology annotation, molecular function: ribose-5-phosphate isomerase activity. Bases 1 to 1011 code for a protein of 336 amino acids. Gene Ontology annotation, cellular component: intracellular membrane-bounded organelle.
AUGAAGUCUCGACUGCUGGUCCUGCACCGACCGUCUUCCAGCGCCGCUCUCCGCCUCGCCCCUCCUCGCCCUCUUUCCGUUCCGCAGUCGCCCCGCCUUCGGCAUCAGCUUCAUUUGCAAUCCUCAAUUGCUCGACCGCGUCAUAUCCCCUCACCGUCGGUGCCCUCUCAACGACCUCGCCACCUCUCCAGCAUGAAUCAAGCCGUUGAAGAAGCCAAGCGCGCGGCUGCCAAGAUUGCCGUCGCCAACCACUACCCCGAAAACGCUCGCUGGGUGGGCAUCGGUAGCGGUACGACGAUUGUCUACGUCGUCGAGGCGAUCACGGCCCUCGGUGUAAAUACCGCCAAUACUCGCUAUGUCCCCACCGGUUAUCAGUCGCGUCAGGUUAUCUUGAGCGCGGGCUUGACUCCGGUCGAGUUUGAUGCGUUGCCGACGGGUACCGUGCUGGAUGUCGCAUUCGAUGGCGCGGAUGAGGUGGAUGAGGAUCUGAAUUGCAUCAAGGGUGGUGGUGCCUGUCUCUUCCAGGAGAAGCUUGUGGCAAUGCAAGCCAAGGAAUUCAUUUGCGUUGCUGAUUCCCGCAAACUCCAGACUCGUCUGCUUUCCAACUGGAAAUAUAUCCCGAUUGAAGUGGCCCCCAUCGCAGCCUUCCGCGUCCAACGGCGACUCAUCGAGCUUGGAUCCAUCAACCCCGCCAUCCGCAUGAACACGGAUCUCAAGCAAGGUCCUCUCAAGACUGACCAGGCCUUCCUCCUCAUCGAUGCCCCCUUCAAGCCGCUCCUGACCAAAGCCGACGUCGACAAUGGCCAAGAUGGCUCCGGGAAAGAUGGCGUGUGGGAGGUGAGCGCAUUGUCGGAGAAGAUCAAGGAGAUCACCGGUGUCCUCGAAGUGGGCAUCUUCUCCGGUAUGACGGGUCCAGAGGCCGCGGUGGCUGGUGGUCUUGGUGGUCAACGGCCUGUUGCCGCGUACUUUGGUAUGCCUGACGGGUCCGUUUCCGUGCGCAAGGCGCCUUGA